AUGUGUUCGAAAAUAUUGGAGAAAAAAGAAGCAGAAUUUCUUACUGGUUGGAGUCGAGAUAUUUUAAAUAUGUCGACAAUGUCUGAUAUGCUAUUGAAUAGUUUAAAACAUCGUUCGCAAGUAAUAACCCGAAUACGUGAAGCAUUAUAUUUAGCAAUUAUCGGUAUACCGUUACCGUCUCAAUUAAACAACAAGAUCGCAAUUAUUCUUGAAUUUUAUCAUAAAUAUCGACAUAUGUUGCACAAAGACGUUGUAAAAAAAGAAGGUACUCAUAAAUAUAAUAGUGCAUAUAGCAAUUUGGAAGAAUUUGAUGUUGUCAUUGGAUUAAAAUUAAAUUUUUUGACCAAAAAUUUGUUUAUCAUCAUUUGA
Messenger RNA from Rotaria sp. Silwood2, 369 nucleotides. The record is from the annotation of a GenBank genome assembly. NCBI's taxonomy places the organism in Eukaryota, Metazoa, Rotifera, Eurotatoria, Philodinida, Philodinidae.